Messenger RNA from Acanthopagrus latus (yellowfin seabream), 3333 nucleotides. RefSeq names its product E3 ubiquitin-protein ligase TRIM39-like. Gene Ontology annotation, molecular function: protein binding; zinc ion binding. The transcript is spliced from 2 exons. Bases 449 to 2089 code for a protein of 546 amino acids. Lineage: Eukaryota; Metazoa; Chordata; Actinopteri; Spariformes; Sparidae. The record is from RefSeq and is a predicted model, not a curated record.
AAUACAUAAUGUUUUUGUUGUAAGCAUGUGAUGGUAGUGUGAUGAUUUUAUAUAAAGGAGCACAGAGGAAAUGAUUCUUAGACUUUAUAGCAUUAUCCUUGACUUCCUGCAAAUGUGUAACGUUUAUUUAGUUCAAUAAAUUAAAGCACUGCACAAAAAGUAAAGCUAAGGUGCCACAAAAGCUUCAGCAAGCACUUUUUCACAUAACUUACUGCUCCCACCUGUGAGGUGUAGAACCACCUUUGCUCCAUAUUUGUCAUAGAGCUGCAGUAAGAGGAGGAGCAACACUGACGAGAGCUUCAACGUCACUCAACAGAAACGAAACUUAACAUUUGUCAGAGUUUCAGCCACGCAGCAGUCGAGACGAGUCUCUAUUUGUGUCUCAAAGACAAUUCAAACAGAUUUCAUCAGGUCUUUAACAACAGCAGAGUCUCUGACAAACACUGACAUGGCUGCUGCAAACUUCCUUCCAUCUGAAGAUCGGUUUCUGUGCUCCAUCUGUCUGGAUGUGUUCACUGAUCCUGUCACCACAUCAUGUGGACACAACUUCUGCAAAACCUGCAUCACUGAACACUGGAAUCAUAACGACCAGUACCUGUGUCCCAUGUGUAAAGAGGUUUUUAACACGAGACCUCAGCUGCAGGUCAACACGUUCAUCUCUGAGAUGGUUUCUCAGUUCAGACAGUCAGCUCAACAGAAAGCCAGCAGCAGCAGCUCAGAGCAACAAGUGUCCAAACCAGGAGAAGUUCCCUGUGACGUCUGCACUGGAACCAGACUGAAGGCCCUGAAGUCCUGCCUGGUGUGUCUGGUCUCCUACUGUCAGACUCACCUGGAGCCUCACCUGACAGCUUCAGGUCUGAAAAGACAUCAGCUGAUCGACCCUGUGGAGAACCUGGAGGACAGGAUGUGUCUGAAGCACGAUAAACUUCUGGAGCUGUUCUGUAGGACCGACCAGACAUGUGUCUGUGUCCUCUGUCCUGUUUUAGACCACAAGAUACAUAAAGUUGUUCCUCUGAAAGACGAAUAUGAAGAAAAGAAGGCAGAACUGAAGAAGACAGAGGCUGAAAUUCAGCAGAUGAUCAAGAAGAAACGAUUGAAGAUUCAGGAGAUCAAGGACUCAGUGAAGCUCAGUAAGAACGAUGCAGACAGAGAGAUAGCAGAAGGUGUUCAGGUCUUCACUUCUCUGAAGGUAACUGUUGAGAGAAGCCAGGCCGAGCUCAUCAGAACACUAGAAGAGAACCAGAAGAAGACAGAGAAACAGGCUGAAGACUUCAUCAAAGAGCUGGAACAAGAAAUCUCUGAGCUGAUGAAGAGAAGGACUGAGGUGGAGCAGCUCUCACAGUCUGAAGACCACCUCCAUCUUCUCCAAAACGUUCCAUCUCUGAGCCCUGCUCCACCCACCAAGGACUGGACAGGAGUCAGAGUCCGUCCAUCACAUGAGGAGACUGUGGUGAGAGCUGUGGCUCAGCUGGAGGAAACACUCAGUAAACAGAUGAAGGAGCUGCUCACUGAGUCCGAGCUGAAGAGGGUCCAGCAGUAUGCAGUGGAUGUGACUCUUGAUCCUGAAACAGCGAGUUCCUAUCUCAUCCUGUCUGAUGAUGGGAAACAAGUGAGUUUUACUGAUGUUUGCAAGUAUUUACCAGACAACCCAGAGAGGUUUUCCAAACACAUUUGGGUUUUAGGAAAGCAGAGUUUCUCUUCAGGCAGAUUUUACUUUGAGAUUCAGGUUACAGGAAAGACUGAAUGGCAUCUAGGAGUGGCCAGAGAGUCGAUCAACAGGAAGGGGGCGAUCACACGGAGUCCUCAGAAUGGUUUUUGGACAAUACAUUUGAGAAAUGGACACCAGUACUAUGCUGCUGCUGGCCCUGAUGUCAGUCUGUCUCUGGCCUCUCGGCCUCAGAAGGUGGGGGUGUUUGUGGAUUAUGAGGAGGGUCUGGUCUCCUUUUAUGACGUAUCUGCAGCUCUGAUAUUCUCCUUUACUGGCUGCUGCUUCACUGAGAAACUCCUCCCAAUUUUCAGUCCUGGUCUUAAUGAAUGUGGUAAAAACUCUGCUCCCCUGAUCAUCUCACCUGUCAGACAGACUGAAUAGUUUAUAUUGACUCAAGGUGACAAAUGUUUAGAUUUUGAUCUCUAAAGAAUCAAUCUUAAUCGUAUGUGAUUCCAUUACAUUAUUUUGAACUGUUCAACUCUCUCAACUUACAUGAUAUGUUAGAGAAUAUCUAAUUAAACUUCUGUAAACUCCAGACAUUUAUUUUCACUCAAGAACUAAAUCAGUUUCUAAAAGACACCAAAAAUGUUGAGCUGAUGUAUUUGUAUUUGUAUUUGAUGUGCAGCCACUGAAAAUGAAAUGUGUCACUGUGUAAUGAAGCUUUAUUUAAGAAUAAGGUCUAAUAUAUUUCAACUGAAUACAGCGUUUAAUGUUAUACCAGCAAUGAAGUGUUAUGUUAAAUUGAUAGAAAAGAUGCAACCCGAAUUUUCUAUUGUGUAUAAAAAGUGGUUUGGCUAAUUAUUUGUCACUUUGUCAAUUUUUGUCAAUUUUUAUCUGUUUUGAGUGUUCCAAUGGAAAGAUGGAUUAUUUUAAUAAAAACCUGUCAAAUAAACUAGUUGUUGAACUUAAAGCCUGAGUAAAGAGUCAACUGAGCACCAAACGCUGAGAGAAAAGCCUCGUUUACACUGAGCUGUAUUUUACUUCUUCUAUAAAAUACUGCACACAUGCUUCCUACAGGUUUAGAUAUUUUUAUGAAGACAAACUGGGAAUUAUGAUGAAUGUUUCCAUCUUUAUCCAUCUAUUAUUUUUGCAGUACUUUUUUCUUGCUGAAAACAAAAUGUAUCAUAUCUUAAAUGUGAUAUGUUGUAAGUUGAUAUUUUUAGGUGCAUACAGGGGAAACACUGAUGCUCAGGUUAUGUGGAGAAUAUCUAUUGAUCUACUGCACAGAUAUUUAUUUUAGGAUCCAGAGAAAAUCACUGUUUCUAAAGGCACCAAAUAUGUUAAGCUGAGGUUCAAGGAUAUUUGCAAAAAAAUAUCUAGAGCUCUUUUUUUUCCUUUAGGUGUGUAGCCACAGAAAUCAUACCCAAUAUUUCAGUGUGUCAUGAAGCUUCAUUGAAGAGUAACACUUAUCAUAUGGACAUGAUGUGUACACAGGAAAUUGUGUAUUUUGUGUGAAAAGUGUUUUGUUUCAAUAUUGUUCACUUUGUCAUUGGUCAUAAUUUUGUGAGUACUGGUGAGAUGGUAUAUCUCUGUAAAUAUGUGAUUGUUACAUAGAAACUAUAAAAUAAAGUACUUGUUGAACACAUGGCCUGUAAGCAGUGACUUUAGCACCAGACACCGAUCAA